UUCUUUUUUUUUUUAAUUAGAAAACUGCUAGUCAGGGGGUGAGGUUCAACACUGUUUUUGCCCCACUCCCCCAAACAAUCCGCGUUUGCUCUUCCUCCUCACAACACACACGAUCAAACUAUUACACACAUUCACACUUUAAGCUCCGCAGUAGAGCGUCUUUUGAUCUUUUAACCACAGACUGGAAGCUUUUGACAGACACACCACUGAGCAGGUGUCUCUAGUGUUUCUGAACUUCACCAAGAGCUGAUUGCUCGCUAAUUUUAACAAAAACAAGCUCCAAUUAGCAUAAUCAAUAAAAAGUGCUGCAGAAGCUGCUGGACGCUGUUUUCAGGUCUUGUGUCUGGACUAAGAGACUGAACAGUCAGAGUGAGUGUUGCUGCCAGGGCUACUUUGAAUGUGUUUUUCCUACCUGUAUUCCGAGAUGUCCCGCCCUUCUGCGUUCCGAUUGGCUGAUUAGUGCUCGAGUGUGAGUAUGAGCUCAGUGCAGGGGGGGGCGGGGUUUGUCUGAAUACGGGUGGAAUAAAGAAGCCCUGAGGGAGGAGCCGGGCGGAGAGGCGAGUCUGGAAAACGGGACGGGCUGCUGGGCUUCACUCAGACUCUUAACCAGAUCAGCCGGAGAGGAACACAUCACCUUCCAGUCCAGAGCAACAGGCCGUUUAACUAGUCAUCGCACACGAAGUGGAUUUUAAUCUCACACUGGAUUUCAGACCUCAGUCAGAGGUGUGGGGGCCAGCAGAGGUCCGUGGCAUCAGCGGAGAUGUUUGAACUGUUGACCUUCACCGCUCGACUGCUCCACGAGACACGGUGACCUUGACGUGGUGACCAUGGACAUUCAUGUGCACGGCAAUCCACGCCUUCACUAUGGGCAUAAUGGCUACCACCAGUCUCCUCAUUCAAAAGAAGACAGCCUGCAGUUUCUCAGUCUGGAGGAGAAGGAGUGCAUUCUUUUCUUUGAGGAGACUAUCGAUUCUCUGGAUGAUGGUCUCGAGGAAGAUGGUACAGGGUUAACACCAGACAGAAGCACAACUCUGGAUAAUCUUCAAACUGCACCCCAUUCAACUGUAAGCCCCGCCCCCAUUACAGCUACUGCCCCAAGCCUGAUAGAGCAUGACAUCAUCGACCUGGUCCACUCCACACCGGACUUCCCCAUGCCAGAUUUUCAGAGCCUGGCUGUAACACCAGUGGCUCAUUUCGAGGUCAAGCCGAAGAGGAACCCCACGGAGAGCGUCUCAGUCACAUCUACAGGCUCUGAUGCAUUUGAGGAAAGCAGCCACCAGCCUCCUCCAGGCUCUGUCCCCACACCCGUCAUCAUUGCCAGCAAGAUUGCAGAGCAUCAGGGCACAAGUGGCACCUCUUCAUUGCCCUCAGUGCUGGUUCAGCGCAGACAAAGCCUGGAGUCUCCAAACAGUCCACCCUCCAGACGCGGGCCACCCACCCAUGCCAAGCCCCACCGACUCCCCGACAACAUCAACAUGAUGCUAGGCAGCCGAGAACCAAGCCCCCAGUCCGUCGCUACAGUGGCAGUCAACAUGCAGGAGCGUCGUUCACAGAUGUUAGCCAAUCUUCCUCCCUCUGCCCACCCUCUGGAGGGCGGAGAGCCAGCCUGUGUCAGCAAACCCCCGUUACGGAGUGUAUCAUUCAGAGACCCAGCUCUAGACAAAUCCAGGAUGGAGGCGUUGUCCAUGUUGGGGCUGACCCAAGCUAAAACAAUGCCAGCCAAUAUGAUACCAGUGACAGGCACAAAGACACAGAGCAGCGCUAAUUCUGCUAACGGCAAAGUUGGAAGCAGUGCUGAAGUUUCUAGCAGCAGUACUCAUACCUACAGCAACAUUGUUAAUAAUGCUAAUAUCAGUCCUAACACCACUGUCAGUCAGAAGAACAGCAGACCUUAUAAAGUGAGCAAUAGUGCCACUACUAGCAGCAGUGCUCAUACCUAUAACAAUACUGUUAAUCAUGCUAAUACCAGUCCAAACACCACUAUCAGUCAGAAGAAGAACAGCAGCACCAUGGUCACUCAGUCAAGCACCAGCAGCUAUGAGCCAAAAGCUAGGAGUGAAUUUUCUACCAGCAGCUUUAACAGCUAUGGUGGUAAAUCAGCUGUAAUCACACCUGCUUCUACAGACACUUUGGCUAACCAUGCUAACCAUGACAAAAGAUCUAACACAGCACCAGUCAGCGCAGAGGUGACACACAGUGACUUCAACAGCUACGGCGGCAAGACCAUCAUGCUAAAUCCCACAGCGAGCUUCAGGGCUGAGUCUGUCCCUUCCCCCAGCACUCCGAUUGUCAGGCCAGAGCCAGCAGAGGUCCAGAUUAACAGCUAUGGUGGCAAAUCCCGAGUCAUAAACCCUUCUGCGCAAACAGACCUGCCGGACGGGCCUGCCUGCAGACCCCGCUCCCACAGUUCCUCACCAUCCAGCACCAUCACGGCCUCAACCCACCGCACUGACCCGCACAGCCCGACCGGAAGCAAAUCCAGGAUCUUCCCACCAGCUAAAGCUGACGGCCAACACACGGGCCUCCCCUACUUCAGCACAGUCAGAGAUGAAGCACAGCCAGACCUAAACAGCCAUGAGGCUAAACCCAAAGCAGUAAGCCCCUUGCACCCUGACCCAGUUUACCAGCCUUUAAGCAGGAGCAGGCUUGCUACAAUGCCUCCCGCGCCUGCCCCCAGACCACAGCGGCCCACUGGAUCUCUGAGGCCACGGCCUGACCCGAUUCCUCAAGAAAUCCGCGGCAAGCCUCCGUCCAAAUCUUCCUUCCGCACUCAGGGAGUAACGGUGCAGUUCUCUGGGAAAGGAGCCACGGACGACGCCAGGCGAGAUGCUUUACGCAAACUGGGACUGCUGAAGAACACCUCUUAAACCCUCAUCCCAGCAUCAUUAAGGGAUUAUUGUACUCUUACACUAUGCAGUUGCCUGUUAGAUAGGAGCACUUUCGUUUGUUUCAGCUUAACGGUAAUAGUAUUAUUUUGAGUAUGUACUCAGUAAUUGUUCUUUUAAUUACAAUUAAUCUAAUGAAAAAUAUUUAAGAAGAAAUAUUACUUAAUAGUUAGUAAUUUACAAUAAUAUUACAAUAAUCCACCGAGCACCACCAAUGACACUCAAAUGUAAGAGUCUAAAAAGAGGAAAGCGGCCAUUCUCUUAACUUAAGUCACUUGUAGUAAUUCAUAGAUCUUUAGCUAAUAUAGAUAAGUGGGCCAGCCUGUUGGUGAAGAGGUUAAAACAUGCAUCAAGUUACAAGCUCACAUUUUGUUCUUGAUUUUCUUAAGCUUUACAAAUUUUCUGAAGACUCCUUUAAAAAGGUACACUGUGCAGGAAUCUCUGUGGAACAGAGACAGAAGUACAGGUUGCUACCCAGCAGUUUUUCCAUACUCUUGGCCCAGUAAACACCCCAGUGUUGAGUUAGCAGUGUUGAAUUAAUGAAAGUCCACACUUGUAAGAGUUCAGUCAGUACUAGGGCUUCAGCUGUGUGUGAUACUGCCUGGUAUCCAAAUUAUAGUUGUAAAGGACUGUGUGACAAGUAGAUUGCUGGUGAUACUAAAGACUUUCUGAAGAAGAGCAAGAAAAAUCACACUCCGCUGCUCACCUCCCUCUAUAAGUGCUGCUCAGGCUCUCUCUGCUCUUUUGAACCCUCAGUGAGUUCCAGUCCUCUACUCUUUAAGUGCUACUCCAGAGCCACGCCAGCGUUGCACCAGAAAUCCCAAAGAAGAAAUAGUUUAAUACAGAGCCUCAGUUGGCUUAUAAAAUCAAUACUUCUUUUUCCUUCCAUGCACGAUAAUAUCAAUCAUAUGUGUAUCAGGAGAUAUUUAUUUUAAAAAAAUGCAAUCAAACAGAUGUUUAGAUUUGACUGAUAUUUCAAACCUAAAAGCAGAAGAUUAAGACAGUGCUAAGCUACUGAGUUAAACUGUCUUCCUGUAAUUCUGUUUAUUACAGGAAUAAAUAUUUUAUUUUUAUGGAUUGCUAAGCCAGAUAGAAACAGUCCCAAUUUCUACAAUUUAUAAAUGCUUAUGUAUCAACAUCAACAUAUGGUUUUGAAUUUCAGCAUUGGCCCAAAAUUCCCAUAUCGAUGCAUUGCUAAUAGCAACCAAAGAGAUGUUAAAUGUAGGUCAUUCCUAUUUGUUAAAAAUGAAUGGAGAUUAAUAGCGUUUGUUAUCUAACAUUGAAGUGUCAGUGUCCAUAUUUAUCCGCUUCUAUAACUUUUCAAAGUAAUAACGCUGAUCUAGGUUCAGCUUUCACCUUUUAUAUAACUGAUCAGGAUUACAUGAACUCAUGAGACCUGAUCUUAGAUUAGCAUUCAUAAUCUGAUAUAUUUGGUAAACACGGGCCAGUGAGUGAGAGAUCAUACAUAAAUUUGUUCUCUUUCUUUCACCCUCACUCUGCCACUGUGACAAACUUUUUUGAAAUUAAUUCUGACGGGAAUGUGGCUUUAAGCACAAAGUAUAUCAUUGUCAUAUGUGUGACUAAGCAAAGGCCAUCAAGUCAGUUUGUUCUAAUAAGGAGGAACUAUAAUGAUUGUGUGAUAUGCAGGGUAUCAGUCUUUGUUAAAUGUAAAUGGUGAUGUUCAGCUGACACAUACACAUUAUUUUCAGUGAGUUGUCCUCUCUCUUACCCUUGUCUAGUGUGUCAUCUGCCUAAACUUCAGCAAUUUGACAGCAUGUCACAGCAAAUAAUGUAUUUAUUGUCAUGUUAUUGAAGAGUUGUGAAAUGUUCUUGUUCCUGAGUGGAAAAGGACGUCAGAAGUGAGAGCUGGGCUGCUGCUCUUGCUCAGCUCCAUGCCUCUGCCUACAGGAUAUUUUUACAUUUGAUGGCAGUGCCUCCCCCACUAAACCACAGUGAUCCAAAUCUGGCUUUCAGAGCUUCUGGAGUUCUGAGAGAAAAUGUGUAACCUUUUUUUUGUUUCUGUUGCUUGGACUGUCCCUCAGUGAUGCUCUUUUCUGGACCCUUUCUUCAUCAGUGCUGCUGUUUUAUUAUGCAAAGAGCGGUGUAAAAUCCAAGGUGUGUGUGUGUGUGUGUGUGUGUGUGUGUGUAUGCAUGUGUGUAUGAGAGAGAAAUGUGUGGAAUGAAAUACUGCCAUGUUCUGGCACAUUGGUGAUUUAUGUGUUGACUUUGUGUGUGUGUGUGUGUGUGUGUAUGUGUAUGUGUGUGUGUGUGUGUGUGUUUGUGUGUGUUU
Colossoma macropomum (tambaqui) is the source of this 5175-nucleotide messenger RNA. RefSeq names its product serine-rich adhesin for platelets. The transcript has 4 exons. Bases 828 to 2867 code for a protein of 679 amino acids. NCBI's taxonomy places the organism in Eukaryota, Metazoa, Chordata, Actinopteri, Characiformes, Serrasalmidae. The record is from RefSeq and is a predicted model, not a curated record.